AAUCUGAUUUUAUUGUACCGGAGCGGAUUUUGAUUACAUUCUAUGAUCAUCAGCUUACCACGUUGCACCCGAGACGGUCUAAUAAGUGAUAUCAUACCACGCGACCGUCGUAAGAAGUGCAAUUACCACACAGUUCUUUUUUAGUUAUUAAUUUAAUUACUUACAGAAACCGAUUGUUUGACACUUCAUAAUUAUUUUUUAUUAAUUAUUCUCCAAAACAAUAAUUUUUUUCAGUAAUUUAUGUGAUAUCAUUUUUAGCCAUUGUUCUAAUGAAAUAAUACUGGCCAGUAUUAUUUUCAUUUUAGCCCCAGUUAAUAUGUCUCCGUUAACAUGCAAGUAUACCAAAAGGCAAAUGAAACUAAACAUCUUACGACACAAGCAAAAACUGCUACAAGUUUUAACAGAAAUCAAUGACACAGUUAUAGCACCAAACAUAAAAAUAGACGCAAAAGACUUAGAGCAAUUAGAUUUGAGUUAUCCUAAAGAAAUAAAAAAAGAAAUUAAAGAAGAAACAACCACCAUUAAAGUGGAAUGUAUCGAUAGUAGCUGUAGUAGUAUAUCAGAUUUGUCUGAGAUAAAAUGUAAUAAUAAAACUGACUUAUCCAGCAAAGUUCAUAGUAGUUCAAACAAUUCUUUAACUAGAAGAUCGAUACGUUUAAUCGCUGCGGAACAAGGUCACAAAUAUAAGUCAGACAGCUGUAAAUCUAAUGAUUCUUUAAACAAUCAAUACAUGUACGAAUCGGAUGGAAUUGUGGAUAUUGAAUCAGUGACUGAUUGCCUCAAAGAAACAUUGAUUUCACUUCAUGGUUCACAGUCUGCUACAAAAUUUCCACAAAACGACUCAAAAAGAUAUCGAUCGCCCAACAAUAGGUCCGAGCACAAUGCCAAGGAACGAAUGUGCCGAGAACUUAUAGCUAAUCUGUUUUCCGAACUUAGUAAGUUGUGUAGCUACCUGGAGUGCAAUCGACGUAUCCCGUCUAAACAUAGUAUACUUUUGGCGGCUAAAAAAGAAUGUGAUUUGUUGGCACUUUAUGAAAAAAGACUGAUACUAGAAAAAGAAAAACGCCAGAAUUUGAAUUAUGUCCUAUUAAAAAAGUUGGCUUACUUACAAAACCGUGUUUCCUAGUAAAAUUUGAUUUGUAUAGUAUUAUUAUUUAUAUUUAUAGAAGGCCAUGAUCAAUUUUAAUUGACAUCAUUUUAUUUUACUAAAUUAACAUUUAUUAUAAUAUAUAAUUUAGGUAAUACAUUUUUUUAAUUUUAACCGAAAAAAAAACAUAAAAUUUUGUUUAUAUAUUAUGUUCAAAAGAAUAUCGAGCA
This is a messenger RNA of Adelges cooleyi (spruce gall adelgid), 1317 nucleotides long. RefSeq lists its product as uncharacterized. NCBI's taxonomy places the organism in Eukaryota, Metazoa, Arthropoda, Insecta, Hemiptera, Adelgidae. The record is from RefSeq and is a predicted model, not a curated record. Gene Ontology annotation, molecular function: protein dimerization activity. The coding region runs from base 317 to 1126 and encodes 269 amino acids. The transcript has 3 exons.